UAAGGCCUUCCCCUUAGCCCUCACUGCAAACUUCUGGACCCAGGAGUCCUCAUUCCCCAUCUACCUUAGUCUAAUUUCUGAGGGUCCUGGUAUUGGACAUUAUCUGUCCUGAGUCCAUGAUCUGCACUGUUGCUCACCCACCCGGUCAUGUGCUCGAGAGGCCAAACAGCCUUGAAGGGUAGGGCCUUGGAAAUAUUUGAUGAUGUCAUCUCCUGCCAUCAGGAACUCUUGCUGGCUGCUGGGAAAGAAAUCUUGCCUGUGGUCCUGGCUGCACCAGCCUUUUCCACUUGGGUCUAAACUGAUCCUGAUUUCUGUUGUCUUAUCCUCACAGAAAGUUGAGGAAGCGAGCGGCCAAAGCCUCGGCCCGACGCCACAAGCCCCUUGGAAGGUAAUGGGGCAAGAGCCCUGGGACCUCCUGUUCGCCUCUGAGGCCCCAGGAGGUGGAUGGAUGGAUGGCAGCCUGUCCAUGUCCAUCCUGAAACCCAAACUGAUGAAUUAGGAAUGUCACUGGAAAAUGACCAUUCCCCCUAGGGGGGAGGGCAGGAGGCAGGUAUGGACAUUGGUGAGUUUUGAUCGUAGGGAACACAAGGAGGAAUGGAGGUUGCCUCAGGAGAAGCCUCCUAUCUUUAUGCCUCCCCCAAAUAGCUUGGAUUUCAGCCUUAGCCGCCUGCAUUCCUCUCCCCAACUCCUCUCCUCCCUUAGUUCACCCACAUUCCCAUUCUCUUUCUUCCCUUGACCUUUCCAACACCUCCUCCCCUCCCCCACCUGGAUUUCCAUAACUCGAUUUGCUGUCACUAUGACUGAAUGAAUGCAAGAGCAAUAUGAGUUGCUGAAGUACAUACACACCCCCAUGUUGCUCAGCAGUCAGCCUGCGCUGGAAAUCCAGCUGCCCUUCACUCUCCUCUGCAUACUGCAUGAAGAAAGAGGCCUUUCCAGAAACAGAAAAUAACCCUCUACCUUUCCUGGACCACAUCCCUGACCACUACCUCCACCAACAUCUUUCUCCUUCUUGCAGAUCAAUCACCAAGCAUAAAGUCAAACCCAAACCCCGAGUGGGCAGGGGGCCAAUCAAGAGGUAAAGUUGGGCGAGGUGGAUAGGAGAUGGAGCAGAGUGGGGGGGAAUAGAGAUAUGUUCAGGGAGGGGUCCAGGAGAGUUCUCUUUGGCCAAAAGAGCUGACCAAAAGGUGGGCGAGCAGCAGCUAUGACAACCACCUUCUGGUUUCAGUCUCAGGGGAAUUGUGCUUGUCAUAGGAUUUUUGGUCCUUGUUCUACAUGGUUAUCUUCCCACAAGGAGUUCUAGAAGAUAAUCUGGGACUUUUGUCCUUCAGGUACUGUACUUAUCCCUCCCCAAGAGGCGAAGUUUGCCUAAGAGAUCAGUGUUCCCAUCUUACCUUUAUUUGAGUCGGUUUUGUAUUGUUUUGUAUAAUAGAUGUUACCAGUUUACCUGCAGUAGAGUGACAUUCCCUUCAGAACCUUUCCAGGGGAGGAAUGAGAUUCACACUCCCUGCCUCUCUGGCUCAGGUUAUAGUUAGGCUCCCACUUCCAUAAUCUUCCUCCUGGACUCCUUCAGAACUCAGAGGAGAACCUUCCAACACUUCCAUUCUAACUUGUCUCCAAAGGUAAUUUGCACAUGAGAAGUCUCCCUGAGAACUUGGUCAGCAGUGACUGAGGCUCAGAGAAUUCAUCUUUUUCUAUUGUCCUCUUCUCUCUUCAGGCAGUUCCAGGGUCACCCAGUGGUCCCUGGUAUCCCUUACUCCCCAAGCUUCUCCCUCUGGUGGCUGCAGAGGAGCUCAGAAUUUGGGGUGGUUCUCGCAGUGCCUUUCUAGCUUAGGGUCAUCUUUGCCCAACAGUAGCCUUAGUCUGGGCUUCCCUAAACCCCACCUUAAAGAACACACUGCCAUUUUUAUUUUGUGGGGAGGGAGGGAGUUCAGAGGAUAGAAGUUUUUCCUGUGAUAGCCUCUCUGACUUUUAUUUUCAGCCAAACAGGACUUUGGGAGAGUACCUGGUCUCUUUGAUCUUCAGGAUCCAUUUAUCCUGAGCUUCCAAAGGUAUUCCAUAAAGUCUCCAGGCUUCCUUUGCCUGUUUUGUUUACAAACUUUUUCUCCUCCUUGUAUCUUCCUAGCCAAUGACUUCAAGUCAUCGUAUUUCUUCCUUCCUAUGACGUCGAGUGAUAGAGCAUGUCACUACAAUAAUUCGCCAUCAAAUGAGCCUCACAGGCCCCAUUCUGCAACACCAGGCCUCAUCUGCUUCCCCUUCUCUCUGAGCUCCACCCAGCUUUUCUAAGAAGACGAUCUUUUCCAGCUGGUCCAGCUGGGCAGUCCUGGUUUCCAAGCCUUCGCUUCGGGCUUCUUGAGGGCCAGAGGCCUGAAAGCACUGGAAACAAGGUUUCUAUCAGGCAAGUUAGGACUGGCCAUCCUUCUCCUAGAAUUCUUCUGCUACAGAAGUUCCCUCCAAGGACUCUCAUGUCUGGAUAGUGGAAGCUCUUUCAGCAUACACAUUUGCCAAUCCCUUUGUCUCUUCCAAGGGAAACACAGGAGGGGGAAAAAGAAGGGAUAAGAAGUCAUGAGAGUUUGCGGGGAAGAUGUUAGAGGAAUGAAGUGUCUGAGGGUUGUGGGCAAGGAGGUAGGAGCACUAUUUUACCUUACCACACCUCACUCCUGUCCCCCCAGGCUGCUGGCCCAACGGCAGCAACACUCCUUUGGUCUGCAUGGGGUAGCAUGUGUGGGCACGGAAGCCCACCUCUCCCUCUGUUCUCUGGAGUUCUAUCGUGCCAAUGACACCACCAGGUGCCCUGGGGGGGCCCCUGCGGUGGUGAGCUGUGUGCCUGGCCCUCUCUACACGGUGUCCAGUGGCCAGAAGAAGCAACAACAGUCGAAGCCUCAGGGGGAGGCCUAUGUGCGUCUAAAGGGUGGAGCCCACCCUGGAGAGGGCCGGGUAGAAGUCUUGAAGGCUGGCACAUGGGGUACAGUCUGUGACCGAAAGUGGGACCUGCAGGCAGCCAGUGUGGUGUGUCGGGAACUGGGCUUUGGCACAGCUCGAGAAGCUCUGACUGGUGCCCGCAUGGGACAAGGUAUGGGUGCCAUCCACUUGAGUGAAGUUCGAUGUUCUGGUCAGGAGCCCUCCCUCUGGAAGUGCCCCUACAAGAAUAUCACAGCAGAAGACUGUUCCCAUGGCCAGGAUGCUGGGGUCCGAUGCAACCUUCCCUAUACUGGGGUAGAGACCAAGAUCCGACUCAGUGGAGGCCGAAGCCGACAUGAGGGGCGAGUCGAGGUGCAAAUAGGGGGACCUGGGCAUCUUCGCUGGGGCCUCAUCUGUGGGGAUGACUGGGGGACACUAGAAGCCAUGGUGGCCUGUAGGCAACUUGGUCUGGGCUACGCCAACCACGGCCUGCAGGAGACCUGGUACUGGGACUCAGGGAAUAUAACUGAGGUGGUGAUGAGUGGAGUGCGCUGCACAGGGAUUGAGCUGUCCCUAGACCAAUGUGCUCAUCACAGCACCCCCAUCACCUGCAAGAGGACAGGGACCCACUUCACUGCUGGAGUCAUCUGUUCUGAGACUGCCUCAGACCUGCUGCUACAUUCUGCACUGGUGCAGGAGACAGCCUACAUUGAGGACCGGCCCUUGCACAUGUUGUACUGUGCUGCAGAAGAGAACUGCCUGGCCAGCUCUGCCCGUUUGGCCAACUGGCCUUACGGCCACCGGCGCUUGCUCCGGUUCUCCUCUCAGAUCCACAACCUGGGACGAGCUGACUUCAGGCCCAAGGCUGGGCGCCACUCCUGGGUGUGGCAUGAAUGUCAUGGGCAUUACCACAGUAUGGACAUCUUCACUCACUAUGAUAUCCUAACCCCCAACGGCACCAAGGUGGCUGAGGGCCACAAAGCUAGUUUCUGUCUAGAAGACACCGAGUGUCAGGAGGAUGUCUCCAAGAGGUAUGAGUGUGCCAACUUUGGAGAACAGGGCAUCACUGUGGGUUGCUGGGAUCUCUACAGGCAUGACAUUGACUGUCAGUGGAUUGACAUCACAGAUGUGAAGCCAGGAAACUACAUUCUCCAGGUAGUCAUCAACCCAAAUUUUGAAGUAGCAGAAAGUGACUUCACCAACAAUGCAAUGAAAUGUAACUGCAAAUACGAUGGACACCGCAUCUGGGUGCACAACUGCCACAUUGGCGAUGCCUUCAGUGAAGAGGCCAACAAGAGAUUCGAACGCUAUCCUGGCCAGACCAGCAACCAGAUCGUCUAAGUGCCACCACCCUUCUCUGAAAACCACCACUGGCCCCCCCCAGUGGCAGGGGUCUGAGGCUGCCAUUACCUCAGGAGCUUACCACAAACCCCUGAUGUCAGCAAGCAAUCUGCACUCAUCAUCUGUGCAAUAUGGAUGUGGAAGUGUCAGGCAGAAGGUCUUGCCCUCCUCCUAGGCCAGCUGUCAGUAUCUGUGGCCAAGCAUGAGGAAUCUGCUCCCAGGCCCAGCACCAAGCAGAGCACAUGACAAAAAAACAGCAUCUGACUCACUGCUCAGAGUGACAGAUGGCAGCAGCUCAUUUUCUUGAAUAGGGAGAUCAGAUGGUCAGCUCCCAUAGCUCCCCUAAGUUCAGGGGAUACAGCUUUACCUCUAGCCUUUUGGUGGGGGAAAAGAUCCAGCUCCCACCCUCCAUUUUUGACAAUAACAUGUUGCUAGGUAUUAUUUUAUUUUAUAUAAAAAGUGUUCUUGUGA
This is a messenger RNA of Castor canadensis (American beaver), 4710 nucleotides long. The record is from RefSeq and is a predicted model, not a curated record. NCBI's taxonomy places the organism in Eukaryota, Metazoa, Chordata, Mammalia, Rodentia, Castoridae.